This is a messenger RNA of Poecilia reticulata (guppy), 885 nucleotides long. It is a transcript of the gene folr, whose product is annotated as folate receptor. The record is from RefSeq and is a predicted model, not a curated record. Lineage: Eukaryota; Metazoa; Chordata; Actinopteri; Cyprinodontiformes; Poeciliidae. Gene Ontology annotation, molecular function: signaling receptor activity. Gene Ontology annotation, cellular component: external side of plasma membrane.
UGAAUUUCCUGUUUUGUCUGGAGAAGUGUGCUCGAGGUUGACUGGGGAUAAAGUUUUACUUGAUAAUUUUGUCAAGACAGAAACUGAAAAGCCAUGCUGCUGUUCCUGGGCUGUCUGCUCACCCUUUCCAGUGGCGCUCUGUGUCUGGACCAACUCAACAUGUGCAUGGAUGCAAAACAUCACAAAGUGGAGCCGGGCCCUGAGGGAGCACUGCACCGUCAGUGUGCCCCCUGGCGUGAGAAUGCAUGUUGCACUGCUAACACCAGCGAAGAGGCUCACAAUGACAACUCUUACCUGUAUUAUUUCAACUGGAACCACUGCGGUGCUAUGAGCUCCAAGUGCAAGCAACAUUUGAUCCAGGACACUUGCUUCUAUGAGUGUUCCCCACACUUGGGACCCUGGAUACAAUCGGCAGAUGAAAACUGGCGGAAGGAACGGAUCUUGAAUGUGCCUCUUUGUAAAGAAGAUUGUGAACAGUGGUGGGAAGACUGCAAGGAUGAUUUUACUUGCAAGACAAAUUGGCACAAGGGAUGGGACUGGAGCUCUGGUAUCAACAAGUGUCCCGCAGGCAGUCACUGCAGAAAAUGGACUGAUGUCUAUGCAACACCCAAAUCCAUGUGUGAACAAAUCUGGUCCAACUCUUACCUUUACACCACCCUUACCAAAGACUCUGGUCGCUGCAUGCAGCUUUGGUUCACAGGACCAAACCCCAACAAGAAGGUGGCCGAGUACUACCUCAACACCGCUCAGCGGGGCCAAAGUUUUCCUGUGACAACACUACUCUUCCUGACUGCCACGUCUUUCUUUGUAACCAUCUUCUAGCAUGACCCUGUUGCCAUAUCUUACAUCACAAUGGAUUCAGUAAUUAAAGUGUUUUCAAACACA